Molecule: messenger RNA, 3943 nt
Organism: Dermacentor andersoni
Lineage: Eukaryota; Metazoa; Arthropoda; Arachnida; Ixodida; Ixodidae
Gene: IleRS
Product: Isoleucyl-tRNA synthetase
Biological process (GO): isoleucyl-tRNA aminoacylation
Molecular function (GO): aminoacyl-tRNA deacylase activity; isoleucine-tRNA ligase activity; ATP binding
Source: RefSeq, a predicted model, not a curated record
UAGGCUCUAUGUCUAGGCUCUGACUCCUGCUGACACCGGCGCGGCCGGGACGUGUUUGCUGCGAUAGUGCGCUUUUCAUUCAUUGGGUUUUCGCCUGCGCUCAAAUCCCUUCCGAGCGAGGACAGGGAUGCAGCAAGUUCCAGAAAACGUCAACUUCUCGGCUGAGGAAGAGACUAUCCUCAAGCUUUGGAAGGAGAUUGACGCGUUUCAGACGAGUCUGAAACUUUCCAAAUCCCGACCAAGGUACUCAUUUUUUGAUGGCCCACCAUUUGCAACUGGAUUACCACAUUAUGGGCACAUAUUAGCAGGCACUAUUAAGGACAUCGUGACAAGAUUUGCACACCAGUCUGGCUUUUAUGUUGAACGCCGUUUUGGUUGGGACUGCCAUGGGCUGCCUGUGGAAUACGAGAUUGACAAAGCCCUUGGUAUCAAAGGUCCCGAUGAUGUAAAAAAGCUGGGGAUAGAGAACUACAAUGCUGAGUGCCGAAAGAUCGUCAUGCGGUAUUCUGAAGAAUGGGAGACCAUUGUCACAAGAAUGGGACGUUGGAUAGACUUCAAAAAUGACUACAAGACAAUGUACCCUUGGUUUAUGGAGUCUGUGUGGUUUAUCUUCAAGCAGCUGUACAACAAGGGCCUUGUCUACAAGGGAGUCAAGGUUAUGCCUUACUCAACAGCCUGCAACACACCCCUAUCCAACUUUGAGUCAGGCCAAAACUACAAAGAAGUUGUGGAUCCUGCAGUGAUCGUCAAUUUUCCACUCGAUGAUGAGCCCAAUGUUUCCAUGAUUGCGUGGACAACAACACCCUGGACACUUCCCAGCAAUCUGGCUUUGUGUGUCAACCCAGAAAUGAUCUACGUCAAGCUGAAAGACAACAGCACUGGGAAAGUUUAUAUAAUGAUGGAAGCACGGCUAGACAUCCUAUACAAGAAACCAGAAGAGUACGCCAUCUUAGAAAGGUUCAAAGGCCGCACACUUGUUGGCAAGAAGUAUGAGCCAAUCUUCCCGUACUUUCAACAGUACAAAUCCAGAGGUGCAUUUAGAGUUUUCUGUGACAACUACGUCACUGCUGAGAGCGGAACAGGAGUCGUUCACCAAGCACCAUAUUUUGGUGAGGACGAUUACAGAGUAUGCCUCUCUCAUGGGGCCAUCACAAAAGAACAGGAAAUUGUCUGUCCUGUGGAUGCAAGUGGCAAGUUUGUUGCACCUGUGAAGGACUUUCUCGGACUAUACGUCAAGGAUGCUGACAAAGAGAUCAUCAAGAACCUCAAGAACCGUGGUCGUCUGGUAAACCACAGCACAUCCAAGCACAGCUAUCCAUUCUGCUGGCGCUCAGACACACCGUUGAUCUACCGUGCAGUGCCUUCCUGGUUUGUCAGAGUCGAACACAUGCAGGAGGAUCUGCUCAAGGCCAACUCCGAGACAUACUGGGUCCCUGAUUUCAUCAAGGAGAAGCGUUUUGGCAACUGGCUCCGAGAUGCCCACGACUGGGCCAUAUCCAGGAAUCGAUACUGGGGCACACCAAUUCCCAUAUGGGUCAGCGAUGACGGCGAAGAAGUUGUCUGUGUGGGCUCUAUCAAGGAACUUGAAGAACUGACAGGCGAGCAGAUCACUGACUUGCACCGAGAGACGGUAGACAAGCUUGUGAUUCCGUCUGCAAAUGGCAAGGGUGUCCUGAAGCGCAUAUCUGAAGUGUUUGACUGCUGGUUUGAAAGUGGGAGCAUGCCAUAUGCACAAGUUCAUUACCCUUUUGAGAACUUCAAGGAGUUUCACAACUGCUUCCCAGCAGACUUCAUUGCGGAAGGUGUGGACCAAACACGCGGCUGGUUCUACACGUUGCUGGUCCUUUCAACGGCCCUUUUUGGCAAGGCACCAUUCAAGAAUCUCAUUGCCAACGGCAUGGUGCUUGCCAGUGAUGGCCAGAAGAUGAGCAAAAGAAAGAAGAACUACCCUGACCCAAUGGAUGUCGUAAAGAAGUAUGGUGCAGAUGCUCUGAGGUUGUACCUCAUAAACUCUCCUGUGGUGAGGGCAGAAAACCUGAGGUUCCGUGAGGAAGGUGUUCGAGACAUACUGAAGGAUGUGUUCUUGCCUUGGUACAAUGCCUACCGAUUCCUGGUCCAGAACAUUGUGCUUUUUGAGAAGGCACACGAAGAGAAGUAUGUGUACAGCGAAUCGAAGGCAGGCUCUGUAAACUACAUGGACCGCUGGAUUCUCUCUUACACCCAGAGCUUGGUACUCUUUGUCAAGGCAGAAAUGAAAGAGUAUCGCCUCUACACUGUUGUGCCACGCCUGGUCAAGUUUGUCGACCACCUGACCAACUGGUACGUCCGGAUGAAUCGUAAACGGCUCAAGGGUGAAGGUGGAAAGGAGGACUGCAAGCAUUCUCUCGACACUCUGUGCAGUGUUCUCUACACCAUGAUCCGACUAAUGGCCCCUUUCACGCCUUUCCUGACGGAGCUCAUGUACCAGAACUUGCGGCACCUAUUCUCUGAACUCUCAUGCAAGGAAGAUGCACGCAGCAUACACUAUCUCAUGUUGCCGGAGCCUAGGAAUGAGCUCAUAGAAGAGGUUGUGGAGCGAAGUGUCAGCCGGAUGCAAACUGUGAUUGAGCUAGGGCGCAUUGUCCGGGAUCGCAAGACACUUCCUCUUAAGUACCCACUACGAGAGGUGGUGGUCAUCCACAAAGACCAACAGUAUCUGGACGACGUGGCGUCGCUGAAGCAGUAUAUUCUUGAGGAGCUGAACAUCAGGAAGUUGACUGUAACAGUGGAAAAAGAGAAAUAUGGCGUCCUGAUGAAAGCAGAGCCGGACAUCAAGGCUCUUGGAUUGCGCCUCAGGGGCGAGUCUAAGGCCGUGUCUCAAGAGAUUCGGGCUCUGAAGGAUGCUACCAUCCAGGCAUAUCUCAAAGGUGAAAUGCCCACCGUCUGUGGGCACCGGCUAGAAGCUGGUGACAUCCGUGUCCAGUACAGCUUCUCCGGAGCUCACGCUGAGGAGCUGUCUAAGCAGUAUGAAGCCCAUGCUGAGGGUGAUGUUCUCAUUUUGUUGGACAUCUCACCAGAUCAGUCGAUGAUGGAUGAGGGCUUUGCCAGGGAGGUCAUAAAUCGGGUCCAGAAGCUGCGGAAAAAGGCCCACCUGGUGCCAACUGAUGAAGUGGCUGUGUACUUGGAAGUAUCACCUGUGCAUCACCCCAUUGCCACAGUGAUCACCUCUCACCAUUCUCUAAUAGAGGGUACACUAAAGGUACCCCUCAAGAUGGGCAGCACAUCUGCCGGUGAAGAAGUCAUCAUUGAGGAAGACCAUGAGCUCAAGGGCUCCCAAAUGAAGAUAGUGAUCACUAAGCCAAGUGGCAGCACAUCACCUGCGAGCAAAGAUGCCCUGCCUAGAGCCACAGGCAAGCAAGUGGAUGCACAUGUCAACAAAGCAUCAGGUUCGAGUGAAACUCCUUACUGCAGAUACGUGAAUGUUGAGCUGUGUGGUGCUGCCAGCCAGACCAAUGGACUCAAGGCAACAGUGUUGUUGGAAAAUCCCAUUGGCCAUAAUUUGGUUGAUGUGCCUAGACUUGAACAGCUGGUUUCAGUAGUUUUCAACACUUCAGGAAAGACAUUGGAAAUCUACAGAUCUCGAGACAAAUCUGGAAAGCUGACGCACAUAACCCCAGAUGAUGUGAAGGCACUGCAUGGACAGACACUGUAUGCCUAUCUUCGCUGAGACUGUUUCGCUUCCUAAUUUAUCAUGCACAUGGUAGUCGUAGUAACUUAUUCCUGAGUUUCUCUGGUGCUUGGACUGUAUAAAAUUGUUAUCACGAAACAAACAUGCUGUCAAGCUGCUCUAUAACAGCCUCCUCCCACUCAAACCACUUUCUUUUGUUGUUAUUAUUUCACGCAUCCCAUUUCUUUUGAUGUGAAACAUCAGAAUUCAUUCUAGUAAAUGUUGUCUUCCUCUUUA